This is a messenger RNA of Hibiscus syriacus, 841 nucleotides long. RefSeq lists its product as uncharacterized. The transcript is spliced from 2 exons. Bases 37 to 561 code for a protein of 174 amino acids. NCBI's taxonomy places the organism in Eukaryota, Viridiplantae, Streptophyta, Magnoliopsida, Malvales, Malvaceae. The record is from RefSeq and is a predicted model, not a curated record.
UAUAUUUCCUCCUAUACUUGCUCUCUCUACACUACGAUGAAUGGGUACAGAGAACACAAUUCAUGCUGCUAUUUCCAUCCUAAACAAUUUGUUAUAGGUGUUUGCCCUUUGUGCUUGAACGAGAGGCUUCUUAUCUUAGCUUCAAACCGAGCCCAACGCUCUUCUUCAUCCACCAGAGGCACCCAUAGAUUUAUUCGAGGUGCUUCAUUAAAGAAACCUCCCAUUAACCUCCCCAAGAUCUUUGCUUUAGGUUCACUGCUGAAUCGUCUUGAGCUCAAGCACCUCGAAUCCCAACAUUCUGAUGCUUCACCCAAUCAAGAAGAUUCCUUUAUCUCAAUCAAGUUUGAAAAGAAUGGUUUUGGUUCAUGGGAAAAAGGCACAGUUUCUAAGGUCUCUCUUGAGCAUUGCAACAUGUUAUCAUGUAACCCAAUCUUGACCAAGGAGACCAAUAAGAGCGUGACAGAGCAUGCAAAACCACGAGCCUCGCUUAUGUGGCAGAAGAGGAUUGACCACUUGGUCCAACUCAUAAGGUGGAAGAGGUCCAGAAAGGUAGAAGGAUAAGAACUCUGACAGAGUGGACCAAAGAAUAAAGACAUACUUUUGUAUAGAAAGGGUCACUAAAGCUUUCCUUUUCCUCCUCCAUACCAAUUUGUGUGUGUUGGGGCUCUCGUAUACUUUUAUCAUCCUAAAGUGCUUUGGCUUAAAGUUCAUUGGCUGCUUCUAUUAUUCUAUUAUUCUAUUCUUGUUUUCUGUUCAACAAAACCAACUGUAAAAGGAUUUGUUUACAAUGUGGUACUCAUUUCAGAUUGAUUUAGACACAGGCACAUUCCUUACACAAAAA